AUGGGCUCUAUUGAUAUGACUGGGAUUGACCCACUCACUCCUGAAAAAGGAUACCACUCUAAACCCGAUCUGUUGCGAGUAGUUUGUGUCGGCGCCGGAGCUGCGGGCUUGUUGGUCGCCCAUAGAAUGCAGACGCGCAUGACCAACUUUGAACUGGUGUUAUACGAAAAGUCCGUCUUCGCACUUCUACAUAUUCUUUCAAAGUCUGGGACUAACACUUCUAUGCUUACGCUCCUGAGAUUCUGGCGUAUUUUCGGCAUUUUGCUGAGAGUAAAGAUGUGCGCAAGGCCAAAGAUUGACGGUUUGCACGAUUUUGGAGGGAAAUUGGUACACAGCGCCAAUUGGGAUCCAAGCUCGUCGGCGAUUCAAAUUGUGCCACAAAUUCAGAAGAGUGCUAAGCACCUGACUGCAUUUAUGCGAUCAGUUACUUGGAUUUCACCGCCAGUAGCUACAGAUAUCCUUGCAGCCACCAAAGUCACAUCUCAUGAUGCAGCAGAAAGGGAUAGACUGGAUGCUCAAUACUGUUAUACGGCAGAGGAGAAGGAGCGAUAUCGCAGGGACCCGGAAAGCUUACUUGAAUUGCGCCGCAAGAUCGAAAUCGGCUUUAACAACACGUUUGACUUUUUUGUAAUGGGUUCGGAAGCGCAGAAAAUUACUCGAACGUACAUGGAAGCCGAGAUGAAACGCCGCAUUGGUCCGGGCCAUGAAGACCUAAAGGAGAAGUUGAUACCGAAGUGGUCUCCUGGUUGCGCAGCUAAUAUACUAGGCCGGCGAAUAACACCUGGCGAUGGAUACCUCGAAUCUCUUGUUCAGCCAAACGUGACUACCGUGCACGAAGAGAUUUCCAGGGUCGUAUCGGAAGGUCUCAUCGAUGAUUCAGGUACUCUACAUGAGGUCGAUAUUCUCGUCUGUGCAACAGGGUUCAACAUGGCAUUUGCACCUUCUUUUACUAUUACAGGAACGGACGGUGUCAACAUGAGGGACGAAUUCGACCCUGAUCCAAACGUUUAUCUUGCGCUUGCUGUACCGAAAUUCCCCAACUAUUUCGUCAUCAACGGCGUCCGGGGAAGUUGGGCAGCAGGCAGUAUCCUCCCAGCAACAAAUUACAUUCUUCGGGUUUUACAAAGAGUGCAAUCCGAGAAAAUCCGCUCCUUCGAGGUUAAGAACGAGCCAACACGACAAUUGAAUGAGCAUAUUGGCGGCAAGCUCUGGAUCUGGGGAGGAUCAAGUCUCCACUACCUCAAAACGAUUGAUGUGGUACGGUGGGAACAUUUCGACUUUCGCUAUAAAUCAGCAAACAUGUGGUCUUUCCUCGGAAAUGGUUAUACGAAGGCCCAAGCCUUCAAAGACGAGAACUUGCUGGCACCCUACAUCCGCACUGAGGAUACUCCAUGGAGUGUAGAAUAG
Molecule: messenger RNA, 1407 nt
Organism: Parastagonospora nodorum SN15
Lineage: Eukaryota; Fungi; Ascomycota; Dothideomycetes; Pleosporales; Phaeosphaeriaceae
Exons: 12
Coding region: 1-1407 (468 amino acids)
Source: RefSeq, a predicted model, not a curated record